Arvicola amphibius (Eurasian water vole) is the source of this 5848-nucleotide messenger RNA. RefSeq names its product DNA replication fork stabilization factor DONSON (gene Donson). Gene Ontology annotation, biological process: nuclear DNA replication. NCBI's taxonomy places the organism in Eukaryota, Metazoa, Chordata, Mammalia, Rodentia, Cricetidae. The record is from RefSeq and is a predicted model, not a curated record. Gene Ontology annotation, cellular component: nucleus. The transcript has 11 exons. Bases 53 to 1729 code for a protein of 558 amino acids.
GCUGGGGCGCGCGGGAAGCGCCGGCAGGGCUGCGGGGACUCCGCGCUGCGCCAUGGCCGUGUCCGUUCCCGGCUACUCGCCCAGCUUCAAGAGGCCGCCGGAGAUUUUGCGGCUCCGCCGGAAAAGGUCUCGGAACCACGGUGCCGCCGUGCCUUCUGCACUUCCGGAGCCCACGCCUCGCCGCGCGGCGCUGGCGGCCGGGCUGCCCCUGCGCUCCUUCCCGAGCUCGGGCGGGAGAGGCGGCGCCGCGACCGUCGCCCGCAGGAACCCUUUCGCCCGCCUGGACAACCGGCCGCGGGUCGCCGACGAGGCUCGCGAGCAGCCGUCUCGGGGUCCGCAGGGAGCUCCGGGCUCGCUUUUAGAUUCUAAUGGAGAAAAUAAUUUGCCGUGGGAGGAAGCGUCUCAUGAAAGAACUGUCACCGAACUGUCCCAGAGUCAACAUGUACCAUUCUCUGAAUCAGAUACGACUUCUUCAGAAGGUGCUGAGUUACCUGCGGACUGGAGUAUUAAAACCCGACUCCUUUUCACCUCUUCUCAACCCUUUUCCUGGGCAGAUCAUUUGAAAGCACAGGAAGAAGCCCAAGGUCUUGUCCAGCAUUGUCGGGCCACAGAAGUCACUCUACCCCAGAGUGUAGAGGAUCCCAAGCUCUCCACUGAGCUCCGUUGUGCCUUCCAGCAAAGCCUUGUCUACUGGCUUCACCCUGCCUUUUCAUGGCUGCCACUUUUCCCUCGAAUUGGAGCUGAUAAGAAGAUGUCUGGAAAGCCCAGUCCAUGGUCAAAUGAUGAAACUCUGCAGCAAACUCUAAUGAGUGACUGGUCUGUGAGCUUCACUUCUUUGUAUAAUCUGCUGAAGACGAAGCUCUGCCCCUUUUUCUACGUCUGCACCUAUCAGUUUACUGUCCUGUUCCGGGCUGCGGGAUUAGCAGGAAGUGACGCCAUCACGGCGCUCAUCUCUCCUACAACCAGAGGGCUAAGAGAAGCCAUGAAAAGUGAAGGUGUUGAAUUCUCUCUGCCUUUGCUAGAAGAAAGUGGUCGCAAGAAGAAAGGACGAGAAGCAAACCUGGAGUCUGAAGAGGAGCCAGUGGCCAGCGAUGAAGAUGAAGAGGAAAGCUUUUCUUGGCUGGAAGAGAUAGGUGUGCAAGAUCAAAUUAAAAAGCCAGACAUGAUCUCUGUCAAGCUACUUAGAGAAAAAAAUGAAGUACAAAUGGACCACAGGCCUGAGUCUGUUGUACUGGUGAAAGGACUCAGCACUUUCACGUUGCUCAACUUUUUGAUCAACUGCAAGAGCUUAGUUGCUACCUCCGGUGCACAGGCAGGCCUCCCUCCAACCCUUUUAUCCCCAGUGGCCUUCCGAGGGGCUUCAAUGCAAAUGCUUAAGGCACGAAGCAUUAAUGUAAAGACACAAGAUCUUUCUGGGUACAGAGACAAGUUUAGUUUGGAGAUCACAGGUCCCAUUAUGCCUCAUGCUCUGCACUCUGUGAUCAUGCUACUCAGAUCUUCACAGAGAGGGUCAUUUUCUGCUGGAAUGUAUGCACAUGAGCCAACUGCUGCAUUCAAUGCCUGCCUGCCACUGGAGAAGGAACCGCCUAGAAAAGACGCUCCUAAGAACCUUGCUAACUGUGGGCUGCACCCCAAAACCCUGCAGCAGCUCAGUCAAAUACCACUACUGGGGAAGUCAUCCUUAAGGAAUGUGGAAAUGAAUGACUACAUUUUUAAUUGGAGAUCCUGAACACCAAAAUGCUACAUGUAAAAAAAUAAACCAUAGUCUAUAUAUUAAGAUUCUUGGAAAAUGAGAAGAUUCAAAAGGCAAAGAGGACACUCCUGGAAAAUAGAAGACAAUUAAGGUAAGUUAGUUGUCAAGUAGUAUUCAGAGGCAGAACUCAGUCUAAAUUCUGAUUUCAUCAGCAUGUUUUCUAUAAUAUCAAACUAGAACCAUUGAGUUUCAUUAUGAACCCAUUAUCGGUAGCCUUUACUAACAAGCCACUUAAAUGGUAUCAGUUUUUUACUUGUUUGUUUUUUUUGGGGGGAGGGUGGGGGUUCGAGAUAGGGUUUCUCUGUGGCUUUGGAGCCUGUCCUGGAACUAGCUCUUGUAGACCAGGCUGGCCUCGUAGGUUUUUAAAAUGGUUAUAAAUGUUAAACUAUUAUGAUAUUCUCUAUCAGUUCAUCUUAUUCUAGUUGAUUAUUAGUGUAACUUCAGUCCGUGGAUAAGCAGCAGAACACCACUACAGUCAAUAUAACUCUACUCAUAGCAGGGUUCCCGGGAGCACAGACAGGAAUGGAUAUGCUUUGAUCCUAAGAACCCAGGAGCUUAAAAACUUCUAGUCAGUAUGUAGUUAUUUUGAAGUACAUACAUUUAUUACCAUAAUCUAGAAAUAACAUUGAUUUUUAAAAGUGUUUAAGUCUUCCCCCAAAAUCUUGUCAUCUACCUUUGAAAACUUAGGCUAAGGCUCAUGGGGCAUAGUUGAAUGGUUAGGUAGGUCACCACCAUCACAGAUCUCUUAUAUACAAUGAAAGCAUAGCUUCCUGUGCUAAGCAGGUGACAGAUUUAAGGGCUUACCCACUUUAUGAUGAAAACAAAUUGAGUUUUAUGAACUCAAUAUUCUCUUUCAAUAUCAUUUAACAUGCUAUUAUUUUUCCAGUAAUUUCACAUGAUAAUUUUUUAUAAUGUGUUUAAUACAAGGGCUUACUGUUUUCACAUACAUAGGUACUGCAUGGAUACUGCAAAUGAAAGUCAGUGAAGCAGCUUUAAAAAAAAUAGAAGCUAGCAAUAAUCUCACUGUGUACUGUGUAUAAUUCUUACAAAAGUAAAUCUAUAUACCAAAGUAAGGACCAGGUAUCCUUUUCCCAACUUCAAAUUUGCUUACGUAUCAUUCAUUCUAAGUUAUCUUGACUGAAAUUGUCUAAGACUCCUUUCACUAACAAAGUAUACUUUUCUGGCUUAAAAUGAAAAUGAAAAUAAAUAAAUAAAUAAACAAACAAACAAACAAACAUAAUUGAUGUCCAUUAGACUGUUGUAAAUGAAAGCUCUUGCUUAGUUAACAGUAUUAUCCAUGCUUAAUAUUUAGUUUUAAGGUCUACAAAAAUGAAGACAACCUAUGUAAAGUCACAACAAAAUACUAUACUCAUUUACUGUGAGUUAAUUCCUGGGACUCAAAUCUGUUCCAGGUAAUUCCUGAGUCUUUCAAUGUGAAUAUAGUUAUUUCAGACCAAAAUUUAUUAUUUCUUAGGCCUACCUUAGAUGUAAAGUUACCUGAACUGUCAAGUAGAAUUAUCUUGUAGAUAUUUUUGUCUGUGCAGACCCACCAAACAACCAAAUGAGACACAUGCCAUUGCAUUAGUCUUCAUAAACUUACUUUGGUUUCAGAGCAAUUUGCAAACCUAAGUGAUGGGUGCUAAGUCAUAGUAUCUUGAAAGACACUGGGGAAAAUGUCUACUCAUUCCAAUCAGAACCUUUCAAUAUCCAACAUAAAGUUCCAGCUUUAUAGCCAUAAAAUACACUGAGCUCUAACUAAAUCUAAGUAAAACAAAAAAAUUUACCUAUGAAUUUGUCCUUUACUGGCCUGUUUACCUUACAUUUUUCUUGUAAACUUGAUUGAGAAAUAACUAAAAUACUCCUUUUAGAGCCCAAAAGAAACUCCUUUAAGCCUCAGUAUUAUUUCAUAUUAAAUACUUCAUAUUAAAUUUAUAUCUCAUUAUAAAAGGCAUGUUUAAUAUACCAACCUUGAUGUUUAAAUAAGUGACAACUAUUUCCUAAUCAACUGCAUUUAUUUUUUCAAAGGCUUAGCAAAUCAUUAAGUUUAUAUUAAAAAAAUUCACUUAUUUCCUAUUUUUAUGUUGAAAUACAUCAAAAAUUGAGACAAUCUAGAUUACCUUGGGUUGGGAAUAUAGCCCAGCUGUAGAGCACUUGCCUAGCAUGUACAGAACUAUGAGUUUCAUCUCUAGUUUCACAAAAGAAGGGAGGGGGUUUAACAUCUACAAGAGUUUUAUCCAGCUUUUCAAGGUAAUUCAUAUUAUAUGCUAAGACGUAAAGCACUAACUAAACUGCAGUCCCCAAAGCAUUAAUAGUCAAGUAUUUGAUAAAAUGUUACACAGUCUCAUUAAAACACAUAAACUACAACAGCUAGCUGAGCACAGUGGUACGCAGUUUUAUUUCCAGCACUUAGGAGGCAGAGGCACAUGGAUCUAGGUUCAAGGCCAGCCUGGUCUACAUGAGAGAGUUCAGGCAAGCCAGAGCUCUGUAGAGAAAGCCUGUCUUAAGAAAACAACACACACACAGUUAGCACUUGGAAUUUGGGAACUUUAGUGCCUAGUGACUGCUACAUUAAAAAAAUGUUUUAUAUUCUUAACCAGUCUUUAAUGUUGUUCAAAAAUAAGAAAUAUGAGAAAGGUUCCAGGUUUCCCUCUACAAACUAAAAAGAGAUAUUUGUAAAGUCUGUAAAGCUACUGUCAAAUUAACAUGUCAUUUCUUCUAUAAGUAACUGUGGCCACUGCUCUGGGUACUAGAGCAGAAAUGCUGAAUUUCUUUGCCUAAAAUAAAGAAAAUCUAUAUAGUGUCCUGAAUUACAAUUCUCACAUUUCUUUAACUCCUUAUCUAGAGCAGACUGCAGCUGCCCUUCAGUCUGGACAUGAGGUCACCACCACAAUCACACACAGACAUUAAAGUUCACUCACUCUCCCUCUGGGAAGCCAAGCAGUUUCUAUAAACAACAACAAAAACUUAAAAAUUUCACAGAAAUUCAGUGACUGAUAGGAAAGAGCUUCAGGUGAGUGCGCAGGGCUAAAUUGGAUUAUUUUCUACACAGGUGACUGCAGGUUAUCUCAAAAGGCAUGCAGCAAACUCUAAUAACAGCUAAAGAAAAACAUCCAGCCUAAAAACAUUUACAGUACUUAACAAAAAUGAUAAAAAUGCAUCAGUUCAUAUGAAAUAACAGUAAACUCCAAAAAGGAGAGGCACAUCAACAUACAGCAUCCCUAAGUCACUUUUUUAUAUGAAUUAUGAAUAUUAUUUUUAUUAUACAAAAUUCUAUACCAUAAUUGAGUUAUAAGGGAAUUAAUUAAUAUUUUUCUCCUUCUAAGUUAAGUGCUUCAGAGAAAUUCGGGGUCACCAGCCUAUAAAGGUCUAGUGAAAAAGGAGUAAGUAACAAGGCUGAAUUCACGUCUAGCAAUGUUAUAAUUCAAGAACUAUGCUUUAACUAAGCCUAGUUACAAUUUUCAUCCUUUUCCAAAAAAUGAGCUUUGAUAAACUUAGUUUCCAAUUUCAAGAGAAUCUUAGCUACAAGGAUGUAGACAGGAUCUAAUACAAACCUAACACACUGCUUGAGACAAAUGCAUUAGCAGCGACUACGCUCAUCACACCACUUGUGCAUGUGUCCUACCUCUAAUCUACAGUAAGCCUUUGCUGACCUUAUUAAAGAACUGUCCUUGGUGACUGCUUUUCUAACAUGAGUUUUCCAACUUUCUUUGUUUAUAAAUCAGAUUCACACAAAUAUCGUGAAAAUUCUGUAGUCACUCCUUUUGAGGAUGAAGCUGGCUGGUUUCUGGGAGGAAGACGAUGCUAUGGCAGAGGGGAACACCAUCUUGAUGAGUUGUUUUCCAUACACAUGGAUUUAUGCAGUUUCGUGCAUGUCAGCACACUCACGUGCAAGACAGUGUGGGAGUAGGAAUAACAAGGAUAAUUCAGCCCUUGUGAAGAUAAAAUUCUGUCAUCUUUGCUAAAAUGUUUUGUGGUCAAGACUGAAGAUCCGUAAACUUCAAUUAUACUUAUUAAAACAAAAAAGACUGAUUUUAAAAAAUAUUACCUUGCCACUUAGAAAAAAAUUUUGCAUUACUCUUAAAAUUUAAAAAAAAA